AUGAGAACCCCGGCGAUUGAUCCUUCUAUAGGUCGCCUGAAUGUCCGUAUCUCCGUUCCUCGCCUCACGUUUUUCACGAACCUUGCUUUUACCGUUCCUGAAAAUGGAGAGCAGCAGUUGAAGAGAGUCUGUCGUGAAACCGCGGUUAAGCCUGUCGUGAAAUCGCGUCUCAAGAGGCUUUUCCAGUGGCAAAAGUUCCCAAGUGUCCUGAGGUUUUCAUCGACUGAGAAGCCCGUCCUUGGUGAACAGCAGUAUAACAAAGAUGCUACUAACAACAACAACAACAACAACGAUUGGGAGCUGAGUUCUAUGUGUUUGGCCAAGAUGGUUCAGAACUUCAUUGAAGAAAACAAUGAAAAGCACUCCUCAACUGCCAAAUGCGGACGAAAUCGAUGUAAUUGCCACAAUGGAAACUGCAAAGAUAGCUCCGAGAUGAAUUCGACUUGUGCAAGUGUUUCGGUGAACCGAUGCCGGCAGCUUCCUGUGGCGAUGCCUGCAAAUUUCUCAAGAGCUUGGUUCCUUGUGCGAGCGUUGCCGGGAGAAACCUCUUAGCGGACACUGCGAAGAUCAUAGAGAAGAACAAGAGUUGCAAACUUAAGGAUGAUUGCAGAAAGAUCGUCACUGAUGGUCUUAUUAGUCU
Molecule: messenger RNA, 640 nt
Organism: Nelumbo nucifera (sacred lotus)
Lineage: Eukaryota; Viridiplantae; Streptophyta; Magnoliopsida; Proteales; Nelumbonaceae
Source: RefSeq, a predicted model, not a curated record